AUGGUUCUUGCUAGAGCGAUUCUGGGAGUGUCGCUCGCUUAUGCAACAAAUCAGCUGACAGACGAUGAAGAUUUCGGAAAUCGAGGGGAGGCUUCGGGCGACUACGACCUUGACCGCGAAUACGACGAGAUCCCCGAAGCUUCCGGUGACUUUCAGCCGAUCACUAAUCAAGUACUCAACAACCCAAAUGCCAAGUCGGCUGAAAUGGAUGAGCCGAAGAAUAUCUUGAACGCCCUCGAAGACGACCUAGCAGCCGCCGAGCAAGAGCCAAAACUGUUUUUAGCCCUUACUCUUGGUGUCGCUUGUUUAUGUUGCCUGACCCUUCUUAUACUUCUAGGCUGCCAUAGAAAACAUGGAAUAUCAGCAGAUCAGCAGCAUGAAGUCGCUUUUGAAAUGGCAGCAUCAAACAUUCGUUUUGGUGAAGGUGUAACGAAGGAGGUCGGAUUCGAUUUGAAAAAUAUGGGGGCGAAUAAGGUUUUGGUCUUUACGGAUGCGAAUUUGGCGAAGCUGGAGCCGAUGCGAGUUGCGCUUGAUAGUUUGACGAAGGCACAGGUUCCGUUUGAGGUUUAUGAUAGAGUUUUGAUUGAGCCUACAAAUGAAUCGAUGGAAGACGCCAUUGCCUUCACAAGAAACAACAACUUCGACGCAUUCCUCGCAGUUGGCGGUGGAAGCGUCAUGGACACGGCCAAAGUCGCCAAUUUGUACAAAGUCUAUCCCGAAGCUGACUUACUCGACUUUGUCAACGCUCCGAUUGGAAAAGCGCUCCCCGUUCUGAGAGCUCUUCAUCCACUUAUUUGCGUCACGACAACUGCUGGAACUGGAUCUGAAACGACGGGAGUGGCGAUCUUCGAUCAUGUUCCUCUUCAAGCAAAAACGGGCAUUGGAAAUCGAGCGAUUAAACCGACUCUGGGGCUGAUUGAUCCACUGCAUUUGAAGCACACGCCAAAGAUGGUGACUUCCUUCACUGGCUUCGACGUCCUCUGCCAUGCUUUGGAAAGCUACACCGCGAUUCCCUUCAAAUCUCGCCCUGCUCCUUCUGAUCCCAAGUUCCGCCCCGCCUACCAAGGUUCCAACCCCGUGUCCGAUAUUUGGUCUCUCCAUGCUCUCCGAAUGUGCGAAAAAUACUUCUACAGGGCUGUCGCUGAUCCGGAAGACAUCGAAGCUCGUGGAGCUAUGCACCUUGCUUCUGGCAUCGCUGGAAUCGGUUUCGGCAAUGCGGGGGUUCAUCUUUGCCACGGCUGCUCGUAUCCGAUCUCUGGCAUGAUCAAGGGCAGGGGAUACACGCCGGAAGGAUACGAAAGCUGCGGAAAAGACCUUGUUCCCCACGGAUUGUCAGUGACGAUUACUGCGCCAGAAGUGUUUAAAUUCACAGCUCCAGGAUGUCCAGAUCGGCAUCUAGAGGGAGCCAGAGCCUUGGGAGCAGAUACAAGAGGAAUCAAACAAGCUGAUGCGGGGUUUUUUCUCGCUGAUACAGUGAAGAAAUACAUGUACGACUUGGGCUGCCCGGAUGGGUUAGGAGCCAUGGGAUUCGAUUCUUCUGAUGUUGAUCAAUUAGUCACUGGCACGCGUCCGCAAGAAAGAGUAACAAAGCUCGCUCCAAGACAGUUCACGCCUGAGGAUCUCGGCAACAUCUUUUCCAAUUCAAUGAAGAAUUACUAA
Oikopleura dioica is the source of this 1659-nucleotide messenger RNA. The record is from the annotation of a GenBank genome assembly. NCBI's taxonomy places the organism in Eukaryota, Metazoa, Chordata, Appendicularia, Copelata, Oikopleuridae.